AUGAAGUAUCCUCAACCAAGCCGACUUGAACAAAUUCACGUUUCCCUCGAAGAGGAUGGAUAUGAGCCAGUGGCAACCUGCAAAGCAGAAAGAGCUGCAUAUAUUGAAAAUCAGGAGAGACUUCAAUCAAGCCUCCUACAGUUGUGUCCCGCAGACUUAUGGCCCAAGAAUGCAUAUGCGGCCUGCUGUCCCCAACCGGUUCUCGUUACUAGCUGGCAUCAGCAACAGUUGGCCGAAUUGCACACAGCGUUAGUGCUGUCCAUCACGGAUAUUGUUAACAGAUGGUGGACGGACCCUGUGGCUCGAUUUCCUGAGCGUAUGCCCUUAGAAAGCAAGGAAGAAGACCUGCUUCAGUGGAUGGAUGCUCAAGUUCCCCAUCUCCUGCCCUUAUAUAAGGAGUGCCUGGGUUCCUGGAGGCCGGACUUCUUAAUCGAGCUGGACAACCGCCAAGGCGAUCUCCCAACGCUGGAAAACUUUCGCAUCAGCGAAAUCAACGCAAGGUUUUCAUUCAACGGCUUUAUGUUUCUUGCCUACGGACAACAAGCGCUACAGAACAUCGGUAUCUGCGAUGGAAGCAAUGGCGUUAUUGGAGCUGCGGAUCCCACAAAGUUUCUUGAUGGCUUACUGCGGCUCUUCCGCCCGGGAGUUCCCUUGCACAUCCUCAAAGGUGAAGAAGCCGGCAUGGAUAUCCAUAUGUUUGUGGAUUUUAUGCAGCGCUAUAGGGGGCUCACACCUCGUUUUAUCACUCCUUCAGAUUUAAGAUUAUUGCCCGACUCCCAGACAAAGAGUGGCUAUAGGCUUUGCUGCUUGGUGGGCAGCAACACACAUACCGCACCUUCAUAUCCCACCUUGAUAAACAGUGAGGGAGAAGUGCUGGAAGAAAUUUUCCAAGUCGGUCUGGAAUUGCAUCAAAGAGAAAUUCUUGCACUGCAGCCCGAAAUGCUGCGUCAGAUUAGCCUUAGGUGUUUCAACGAUAUGCGCACGGUCUUGCUCGUCCACGAUAAGAGGAUGCUCGGGAUUGUAAAACAGGAACUUGACUCCUUGGUAGCAAGGGGAAUUCUAAACCAGAGGCAGGCGCAUAGUCUGGAUAAAGGCAUUCCAGAGACGAUUCUUCCCGCGUCAUUGGAGCUUAGACAAUUGCUUCAACAAUGCAGAGACUUCCCAGACCUGAAAGAUGAGUACAUUCUUAAGCCGAUCCGGAGCGGCAAGGGCGAUGGAAUUGUCUUCGGCUGCGAUGUGGGCCCUACUGAAUGGAUAUCACGCCUCGAGAGUUUGAGCUGCAUCCAGCCGAUUGCAAAAUGCAGCUCUUGCAUUAUCCAACGGAAGAUUGAUCAUCAUUUAUACGAUGUGAUGUUGAGGGAACCCGGGAUCAAGAACAAGUACCCCCUCAUUGGAACAUAUCACUCGAUCCACGGCCAAUACCUCGGCCUCGGGGUAUGGCGUAGUAGUCCGGAUCGGUACGCUGAGCUGUUUGACCAGAUGAUCAUCGAUUUACGCCUUUUUGGCUGUGGCGUAGUGGUAAAGCUCAGCGCCACCACAUAA
Molecule: messenger RNA, 1542 nt
Organism: Aspergillus tanneri
Lineage: Eukaryota; Fungi; Ascomycota; Eurotiomycetes; Eurotiales; Aspergillaceae
Exons: 4
Coding region: 1-1542 (513 amino acids)
Source: RefSeq, a predicted model, not a curated record